CACCGAUCACCACGAUUGCCGGUGCACGUGAGUGCUUCCGUUUGUUAUAAAACAUCCCUCCGCCACAUGGCGACCACGCGCUGAAUGUCGCCGUCUUCCCCGAUGGAACCCUUCACGUUCGCCAGCUCGUCGCAGCUGGAUGUGCCGGUGGGAGUGAAGGUGAACCGCCUUGAAGGUUUUGAGAAGCCUUUGCCAUAUUCAACACUGCUGAAGCGGCCUGACCUUCGCCAUCGAGGCAGCAACCUCAGUCCGCACUCCGAGCUGUACAUUACUGUCACGCCCUACUGCGACUCCAAGCCCUUGACAGUGCCUGCUCAGACGCCCUAUCGGCACUUCCGUACUGCACGGGUCUGGAAUCAGUGGCUAUCGUUGCCCAUCGACUACAGCAGUUUGCCUGUCAACACCCAGCUGGCCAUCACGGUGUGGGAUUUGUCGCCAAUCAAUCCGAAGGGCGGCGACAAGAGCCACCACAUCCCUUUCGGAGGCACCACGAUCUCACUUUUCGAUGACGAUGGGACACUGAGGACAGGUCGGCAGAAGUGCAAGAUCUGGAGGCACAGGGCUGCGGACGGCUUCUCCGAUACGUCUACUCCUUGGCUAGAGCCACGCAAGCGCGGUCGCCGCGGUCAGCCAGAGGAGCCUGUCAUCGUCAGCGAGAAACAGGGCCGCAGAGAUGCCGAACUCGAACGUCUUGUCGCACUUAUGAAGAACCAUGAGAUGGGCGAGAUCUCGGAAAAUCGAUGGCUCGACCAGAUGGUGUUUCGACAAGUCGAGAAACUAGAGAGACAGCAGAUCAAGGACUCCAUGAAACCACGACAUCAACUCUCAUCAUCUAAUGGCACGGCUAAUGGAGAGUCUCCCGAGGAUCGAUGUGCCGAAGGGGAUCCAGACCACGUGGAUGGCACCUUCUACCUGUAUAUCGAAUUCCCACGAUUUGAUCAUCCCAUUGUGUUCGCUGAUUACGAAUAUGCUCCUCCGCCAAUCUCGUCCAUACAGGCGCCGCUGGUGCCGAACGCUACGGGCGUCAACUUCAAGCCUCCUCCUGAGGUUCAGCUUGGGCCUGGCAUUCAUUCAGAUGGAUUGAGCGACACGGAUGGCGGUGGAAAUUUGAUCAGUGUCUAUGAUCCCGAGCUAGGAUACGCCGACAACCCUACAGAGACGAAGCACCGCAGGCUUAUUCGUAACCAGCAACAUGCUUUAGACCGCGACCUGAAACCUAACCCGAAGAUGCGUGACUUCCUCAACCGCAUCAUGUCCCACGGGCCAACGGUUGACCUGACUGACAAGGAGAAGGACGAAGUCUGGCGCUUCCGACAUCACUUGACACGGGAUAAGCGAGCCCUGACAAAGCUAGUCAAAUCCGUGAAUUGGAACGAGCCGACCGAGACUAAAAAUGCCAUUGCAUUGCUGCCAAAAUGGGCUGAGAUUGAUGUCGACGAUGCGCUCGAGCUUCUUGGUCCCAGUGUGCGUAAUCCCUCGGUGCGUGCUUACGCAGUGGACCGCCUGCGCAAGGCUGAUGACGAAGAGCUAUUGCUCUAUCUUUUGCAACUUGUCCAAGCCUUGAAAUUCGAGCCAGCCCGGUCGCGCGAAGAGGACGAGAGCGACUCUUCUCUCGCUUCAUUCUUAAUCGCCCGCUCAGCAGCGAACUUGAAACUUGGUAAUUUCCUACAUUGGUACCUGAUGGUAGAAUUGGACCUUGGAGACGAGGAUCCUUCAGCGGCCGCCAACAAAAAGCUGUUUGCGCGGGUGAGCUUUGACUUUCAGAAAGAACUUGAGUCGACCCCUGAAGGCAAGGCACGACGUAAAGUGCUGCUGCGACAAGGCGAGCUCAUCACUGUCAUCAGCAAAAUCAGCAAAGAUGUACAGUCGGGUAAAGGUGAUCGGUUGCGGAAGAUUGAGCACCUGAAGCGGGCACUGGCCGAUCCCAGGAAUGAGCUUCUCAACCUCGACCCUCCGCUGCCGCUGCCACUUGACCCAGAUGUCAAGGCUGUUGGCAUCAUACCCGAUGAUUGUAAUGUUUUCAAGUCUUCCUUGCUGCCAUUGCUGUUGAAAGUGAAGACGGACAAGGGAGAAACAUAUCCAUUCAUUUUCAAGUCGGGCGACGACCUGCGUCAAGAUCAGCUGGUCCUGCAAAUCAUCGCACUCAUGGACCGCCUGCUUCGUAAAGAAAACCUGGAUCUGAAACUGACCCCGUACCGAACACUAGCCACCUCCACAUUGGCCGGCGCCGUCCAAUUCAUUGCUUCAAAGCCAGUGUCAGACAUCUUACAGGACCCGAAGUACAACAGCUCUAUACUCGGCUUUCUGAAAACUCACAACCCGCCUUUAUCCGGCGCUGAAUCCAUCCUUGGCGUGCGUAAAGAUGCAAUGGACAACUACGUCAAGUCUGUUGCAGGAUAUUGCGUGGUGACCUACCUACUAGGAGUGGGUGAUCGUCAUCUUGACAAUCUGCUGCUGACAGAGGAUGGCCACUUCCUCCACAUCGACUUUGGCUAUAUCCUCGGACGUGACCCAAAGCCGAUGGCACCUCUAAUGAAGCUCUCUCGCGAGAUGAUCGAGGGCAUGGGUGGCGGCACUGCCGGCGCAGCAUCCAGUGAGAGCCAGUUCGACACUUUCAGACAGUACUGCUUCACCGCCUAUACCACACUGCGUCGACAAAGCAGUCUGAUUCUCAACCUCUUUGCUCUUAUGCAGGACGCAGGCAUUCCUGGGCUUGCCAUAUUUGGGGACCAGGCUGUGAGAAAGGUUGAGGAAAGAUUCAAGCUGGACGUAAGCGAAGAAGAUGCUGUCAGAUUCUUCUCGGAGAUGAUCGACAGAGAGAUUGGUGCGUGGGGUCCGGUGCUGAUCGAUAAGUUGCAUGGCCUCACUCAAGGCUGGAAAUCAUGAUGCUCCACAUCAAUGUUGACAUUGAUGCCCUCAGCUCGUUCUUGAGACUAUGCACAUGUGGUCACUGCAAAAGAUGCGGCGAGAAGCAUUGCUACGUGAACGUAAUAUCAAGCCCAGGUAAGCCUCAACUAUGGCUCCUGGAGGAAUGGAUGUGAAGCUGAAUGGGUGAAGAGAAGGACAUGAUUAUGGGAGCAUUGUCAUGUGAAGUUCGGGAUACCUGCUGUGGCAGACCAGCGUUCAGUCCCCGACAAUUGCCGCGCUUGGCGGCAGGAGAUGUCUCUCGGCCGCUGUUUGCCCGUUGAGCUCACAACAAGCUGCCAUGUGGGCGCGAAUUCGCAGCCCUCGACGCGAGUCUGUGCCCCACUAUCGCGCCUUGGGGGUGCUUGGGGUCGUCCAAGUUAUCCAA
Cercospora beticola is the source of this 3292-nucleotide messenger RNA. RefSeq names its product phosphatidylinositol 3-kinase VPS34 (gene VPS34). NCBI's taxonomy places the organism in Eukaryota, Fungi, Ascomycota, Dothideomycetes, Mycosphaerellales, Mycosphaerellaceae. Gene Ontology annotation, cellular component: phosphatidylinositol 3-kinase complex, class III, type II; membrane; phagophore assembly site. Gene Ontology annotation, molecular function: 1-phosphatidylinositol-3-kinase activity. Gene Ontology annotation, biological process: autophagosome assembly; endocytosis; phosphatidylinositol-mediated signaling. The record is from RefSeq and is a predicted model, not a curated record.